Otolemur garnettii (small-eared galago) is the source of this 1440-nucleotide messenger RNA. It is a transcript of the gene GAPDHS, whose product is annotated as glyceraldehyde-3-phosphate dehydrogenase, spermatogenic. The record is from RefSeq and is a predicted model, not a curated record. NCBI's taxonomy places the organism in Eukaryota, Metazoa, Chordata, Mammalia, Primates, Galagidae. Gene Ontology annotation, molecular function: NAD binding; oxidoreductase activity, acting on the aldehyde or oxo group of donors, NAD or NADP as acceptor; NADP binding. The transcript is spliced from 11 exons. Gene Ontology annotation, biological process: glucose metabolic process. Bases 1 to 1251 code for a protein of 416 amino acids.
AUGUCGAAACGCGACAUCGUCCUUACCAAUGUUACCGUUGUCCAGCUGCUACGACAGCCAUGCCCAGUGACCAGAGCACCACCACCACCGCCACCACCCCCACCUGAGCCCAAGAUUGAGGAGCCCCCACCUGAACCGCUGCCUGAGCCAGUCAGGGACGAAGUAAAGCCACCGCCGCCACCACCACCUCCCCCUCCUCCACCACCACCACCUCCUCCUCCACCUAAGAAGGCUUCUAUACCCAAGGAGUUGACUGUUGGCAUCAAUGGAUUUGGACGCAUUGGUCGCCUGGUGUUACGUGCCUGCAUGGAGAAGGGUGUUAAGGUGGUGGCAGUGAAUGACCCAUUCAUUGACCCGGAAUACAUGGUAUACAUGUUUAAAUAUGACUCUACCCAUGGCCGAUACAAGGGGAAUGUGGACUACAAGAACGGCCAGCUGGUUGUGGACAACCAAGAGAUCACUGUCUACCAGUGCAAGGCGCCCAAAGAAAUCCCCUGGAGGAAUGUCGGGAGCCCCUAUGUGGUAGAGUCCACAGGCGUGUACCUCUCCCUAGAGGCAACUUCGGAUCACAUCUCAGCAGGUGCCCAGCGUGUGGUCAUCUGUGCACCCUCACCAGAUGCACCCAUGUUCGUCAUGGGUGUGAACGAAAACGACUAUAACCCUAACUCCAUGAACAUUGUCAGUAAUGCAUCCUGUACCACCAACUGCCUGGCCCCACUUGCCAAAGUCAUCCAUGAGCAAUUUGGGAUUGUGGAAGGGCUGAUGACCACUGUCCACUCCUACACGGCCACCCAGAAGACAGUGGAUGGGCCAUCAAGGAAGGCCUGGCGAGAUGGACGUGGUGCCCACCAGAACAUCAUCCCAGCCUCCACUGGGGCUGCCAAAGCCGUGGGCAGUGUCAUCCCAGCGCUCAAAGGGAAGCUGACAGGAAUGGCCUUCCGAGUACCAACUCCAGACGUGUCUGUCGUGGACCUGACCUGCCGCCUGGCACGACCCACCCCCUACUCAGCUAUCAAGGAGGCUAUGAAAACAGCAGCCAAGGGGCCCAUGGCUGGCAUCCUUGCCUAUACUGAGGAUGAGGUCGUCUCCACGGACUUCACUGGCGAUACCCACUCGUCAAUCUUUGAUGCGAAGGCCGGCAUUGCACUUAACGACACAUUUGUAAAGCUGAUUUCUUGGUACGACAACGAAUAUGGCUACAGUAACCGGGUAGUAGACCUCCUCCGCUACAUGUUCAGCCGGGAAAAGUGAAUGGGGAAGCCCCUGCUUUGCUUCCCUGGGCUCCCCAGCCGGAACCGGUCCCUUCUGUUCCCGCGUUUGGCUGCCCGGGUAAAGAAGGGCACCCGGUGUGAGGGUUCGUCGCCGCUGGGUCACAGACGAAAUAAAAACAAGUCCUCACAGUUGAGCCCAUGUCUCUGCGCCGAUCACCGCGGGUUCAGA